Messenger RNA from Phytophthora nicotianae INRA-310, 153 nucleotides. RefSeq lists its product as hypothetical. Gene Ontology annotation, molecular function: ATP binding. The record is from RefSeq and is a predicted model, not a curated record. The transcript has a single exon. NCBI's taxonomy places the organism in Eukaryota, Oomycota, Peronosporomycetes, Peronosporales, Peronosporaceae. Bases 1 to 153 code for a protein of 50 amino acids.
AUGAUCCGCCCAGACUUGAAACCCAUUUGCGAGAACAUGCUCAUGUCCGAAGGCUUCCAGCAGGCACGGACUUUGGUUAUCAAGUUCGUGACGCUGUACGAGCUCCGUGGUGAGCUGCUGUCCAAACAGUUCCACUACGACAGGAGCCUUUAA